AUGUUCUCAGCCAACAGCGAUACGCAUGCCAGCAUGUCUGCUACUACUCUGGCAUCGAACUACAGUGCGCAGAGUGGGAGCACUCCAACUUUGACGCCUGUGAGUAUGACAAACAAGGGUAAGGGCCAGAUAGCCAGCUUAAUGAACAGCAAUGUCAACGAGUGGGACUCGUUGUACUACAUGUGUCUGGCGAUGAAGAAGCGGCUCGAAUGCUUGUCCCAAUUGCAGCCAUACUUGAACCUGGCAUACUCUUCCAGUGAACUACUUAGCGAGAGGCAAUCUUUGCUUCUAUCGCAGAAACAGCAGUUGCAGAACAUUGCGAACUCACAUUCUGGUGCUAAUAAUAGAAACUCCAAUUUCAGCUCACACCAUUACUCCAGGGAUAGUCACGACAGCGCAACGCUGGGGUCCUUACAGCAUAACGAGAACUCAAGGUCCAGCGCUCUUUCCACUUCGAGCAUGAAGAUGGACAUGGCAAUGAUGGACGGCAUCACUUACACGAAUAGCAACAGAGUGGUCAGCUCCUCGAGGGAUAGUGCUGCUAACUCUAUGGAAGAUACUUUACUUACCUUCAGCAUGGGUAUUUUACCAAUUUCUAUGGACUGUGAUCCAAUCACCCAACUUUCGCAAUUGUUCCAGCAAGGGUCGCCACUUUGCGUGCUCUUCAACGCAGUCAAACCCCAACAUAAACUCGCAGUUAUCUCCUCAGAUGAUAUGAAAAUAUGUAAGAAAUCUAUCUAUGACUUCAUUCUAGGUUGCAAGCAACAUUUUGCCUUUAACGAUGAAGAACUAUUCACCAUCUCAGAUGUCUUCUCAAACUCUACUAAUAACUUAUUGAGAGUCCUGGACGUUGUACAGACACUGAUGGAUUCUGCACCUGAAAUAUUUCCAUCAGUAGAAGAAAUUCACAGGAGGAUAAUGCAAGAGCUCAACGAACAAAGCCAAAACGUUCAGCUACAGAUUCAACAGAACAAAAGAUAUGCAGAACAUUACAAAAUUAUCAAAGAGUUUGUCGCAACAGAAAGGAAGUAUGUCCACGAUCUGGAAGUUUUAGAAAGAUACAGAGAACAACUUUUGGAAAGUAACUUGAUAACCUCCGAAGAACUAUAUAUGCUAUUCCCCAACUUGGGAGAGGCCAUUGAUUUCCAAAGAAGGUUCUUAGCUUCACUAGAAAUCAAUGCCUUGGUAGAACCAUCCAAACAAAGAAUAGGCGCUCUGUUCAUGCACUCAAAAUACUUUUUCAAGCUAUAUGAGCCAUGGUCCAUCGGACAGAAUGCCGCUAUAGAAUUCUUAUCUUCAACUUUACAAAAAGUUUCUGAGGAAGACUUUGUCAUUAAAAACAAAAUGGAACUUCAAUCAUUCCUUUACAAACCUGUCCAAAGGCUUUGUAGGUAUCCGCUAUUACUAAGGGAAUUAGCUCAGCAAUCUGUUAAUGACAAAAGUGCAAAAGAAUUAGAUGCAGCAUUAGAAAUAUCCAGGAGUAUAGCGAGAAGUAUAAAUGAAAACCAGCGGAGAACCGAAAAUCAUCAAGUGGUGAAAAAACUUUACGGUAGAGUUUUGAAUUGGAAAGGUUACAGAAUAUCUAAGUUUGGUGAACUUUUAUACUUUGACAAAGUGUUUAUUUCCACUAGCAACUCAAGUGAACCUGAAAAAGAAUUUGAAGUAUAUCUUUUCGAGAAGAUCAUUAUCCUGUUCUCAGAAGUAAGUACGCCUGCUAAGAAAUCUACAUCGGCCUCAUACAUCUUGAAGAAGAGCAAAUCUGGCAGCUCUAGCUCGGCUCUAUCACUCAAUAUAAUUGGUAACAAUUCCAACAAUUCAUCUAGUUCUAGUUCUGCUCCAAAUACAGAGUCAAAAUUAGAUUUACGUGGCCGUAUCAUGAUUAUGAACUUGAACCAAAUUAAUCCUGUAAAUUCUCGAUCCUUAAACAUCACAUGGGAAUCAGUUAAAGAGCAAGGUAACUUUCUUCUAAAAUUCAAGAACGAAGAAACAAGAGACCACUGGUGUGCUUGCUUACAAUCUCUUGUAAGAGAUAUAAAAAGUGAAUCUUUCAGAAGCACGAAUAGUGCUAGCAGUGACCAUUCGUCUUUUGCAUCUGUGACAUCACCAUUGGCCACUCGUAAUCCUCAUGACAGCAUCACAUCAAUGAACAGCACACAUAACAAAUACGUCUCUGAUAUAUUGAGAACUAACAGUAAAAGAAGAACAUCCCAAUUAGAAAGUGAUAUGAAAACCAUAAAUGAAACUUACAAGAGCUCUAUCCCUGAUAAUUCCAUUUUAAUUAGAAUCGCAUUUAAUAGUGAUUAUUACACUGUCCUUGUAGAUAAAGAAAGCUCGAUCGAGAAUGUGAUUGAUAUAAUAAAGAAAAAGUUAAAUAGUGGUGGGGAAAAAGCCAUGAGAGUUAAAUAUCAAGAUGAAGAUGGAGAUUAUGUUGUGCUCGAGAGCGGUGAUGAUUGGCUAGUGGCCAAGGACAUGCUGAAGGAAAAUAAUGAGAGAAUAUUAAACGUAUGGGCCAUCACCAAUUAA
This is a messenger RNA of Nakaseomyces glabratus, 2523 nucleotides long. It is a transcript of the gene CDC24, whose product is annotated as Rho family guanine nucleotide exchange factor CDC24. The record is from RefSeq and is a predicted model, not a curated record. Gene Ontology annotation, biological process: septin ring organization; intracellular signal transduction; establishment of cell polarity. NCBI's taxonomy places the organism in Eukaryota, Fungi, Ascomycota, Saccharomycetes, Saccharomycetales, Saccharomycetaceae. Gene Ontology annotation, cellular component: mating projection tip; nucleus; cytoplasm. Gene Ontology annotation, molecular function: guanyl-nucleotide exchange factor activity; protein binding.